Messenger RNA from Anolis carolinensis (green anole), 5018 nucleotides. RefSeq names its product metal transporter CNNM4. Gene Ontology annotation, biological process: magnesium ion homeostasis; intracellular manganese ion homeostasis; magnesium ion transport. The transcript has 7 exons. The record is from RefSeq and is a predicted model, not a curated record. Gene Ontology annotation, cellular component: plasma membrane; cytoplasm. The coding region runs from base 2397 to 4610 and encodes 737 amino acids. Lineage: Eukaryota; Metazoa; Chordata; Lepidosauria; Squamata; Anolidae. Gene Ontology annotation, molecular function: sodium ion transmembrane transporter activity; magnesium ion transmembrane transporter activity.
UAAUAGUAAAGGCCACCCUACUGGGAUCUGAGCGCGUCACCCGAAAAUACAUCACACAGUCCUAGACACUUGGGAAGUGUUCAACUUGUGAUUUUGUGAUACAAAAUCCAGCAUGUUUAUCUUGUUUGCUGUGUCAUACAAUAAAAUAAUAAUUGGAAGAGAAGACGAGAACCUUUGGGUCGUUAGACCAACCCCCUUCUUUUGUGCCGUGGGGGCCGGUUAAAUGGCUUCGAUGGGCCGCAUGUGGCCCCCGGGCCUUAGUUUGGGGACCCCUGGCUUAGAUAAACAGUGAGCUGGGCUUGAGGUCGAGUGCUCACUCCGACCGGGCUUCGAACCGGCCAAGUUUCGUUUGGUAGAUCUUACAACUGCUGGUGAUUUACUAGCUGUGCUAUAACUCAGCCCUGGAGAUUCCCACCCAGUACCUUUGAAUUUUGUUCUUUCUGAGCUUCCUGGGAAAUUCUAAAGAGACCAUAACUGCAUUGGAUCAGGAGCUAUAUCAAUGGAGAGAAAAAGGAUCAGGCACCGGAAGGAUAUUCCCAUUGUGCCAUUAGAGACUUUCCGUCUCUAAUGAAAAAAGUGGAUUUCUUUUCUUCUUUCCUCUUUCAGCAACCCCCUUCCGUCCCACAUCAUUGAGGAAAAAAGCUGAUUUGCAAAUAUAAUUGUGCAAGAGGUGGGAUGGGGGACAGGAGAGGAAGUUUUAAGACCAAGCUGUUCAUUUCAUGCUAUUAAUUGAAACCCUCCGGGAGAUAAUGUGUUCCUUCUCUUAUCUGAGCCCUCUAAGCCGCUAUUAAAAUGAUCCUUUCGACUCCGCUUCUGGCCAAUGAGCUCUGGAUGAGAUUAAAGCAGCAGCUCGAACAGAGCCAACCUGCCUUGCCUUUCUCUCCUCUCCCUGGGAGUCCCCAUGGAUUUUUCAACAUGGCAUUUGAUGGACAUCGUUGUCUGCUUUCCUCCAAUGUACCACCUACUUUGGGAUUCAGGAAAUUGUAUUUAUUUACGUAUUUACAGUAUUUAUAUUCCGCCCUUCUUUCUCACCCCAAAGGGGACUCAAGGCGGAUCACUAUGUACAUAUACAUAGCGAACAUUCAGUGCCAUUAGACAUACCAUAUACAGACACAGACACGGAGGCAAUUUAACAUUUUCCAGCUUCCGGCGUCAUGAGGGUAUGCUCGAUCCCGGCCACAGGGGGAGCUGCCGCUUCAUCGUCCACUUGUGACACUGAGUCAUUGAUGGAGUACUUCCUUAUUCUUCCGCAUGCUGCUGGACAGUUUUUUGUAAUGUUGUAAAUGUUAAUGUGGAUUUGUGGAUAAAUUACUCUGACAGUAAAUUGGUUAAAUUAGCCUCCCCACAUAAAGCGAUACCUAAGUUUUCUACUCGACAGAAGCAACUGUCUUUCAAGUUGCUUAGGUCAACGACAAGCUAGGCUAUUAAUGGUCAGGGGCUCAAUCUGACCCGGGCUGGCUUUGAACUCGUGACGUCUUGGUCAGUAGUGAUUUAUUGCAGCUGGCUGCUAACCAGCUGUGUCACAGCCGGGCCCUGGAAAGAUGGUUAAACAGAGGGUGGUAGAUCAGGCAUGGGCCAACUUGGGUCUUCCAGGUGUUUUGGACUGCAACUCCCACCAUUCCUAACAGCUUCAGGCCCCUUCCUUUUCCCCCUAAGCUGCGGAGAAGUCUUUCUCUAGGGAAGCAAGGUCAGAGGCCGAAAUGAAUUCAGAGGAUGAAAUCCCAGAUGGAGAGGAUAAUGAGCUGAUAGAUAGGAGACUUCACUUUCUUAUACUGGGAAUGGCAAGAAUUUCACCCAUCGGCAUUCCACGGGAAGCUAGACCUCUACAUGGGAAGCUUCUUGAUCCUGUUCAGUAGGCAUGGGCCAACGUAGGCCCUCCGUCCAGGUGUUUUGAACUGCAACUCCCACCAUUCCUAACAGCCUCAGGCCCUUUCCUUUAAUUAUAUUAAUUUAAGCUAAGGCUCUACCAAGAACCCAUGAGGUCAUUCCUUUGGCACCUGGCUUAAGUGGCUGAGGAGGAAAAGGAAGGAGCCUGAGGCUGUUAGGAAUGGUGGGAGUUGCAGUCUAAAACAUCUGGAUGGCCCAAGUUUGCUUAUGGCUGGUCUACACUCGUGUAUGGCAGCGUAGAUGGGGCCAUAGGCAAGUGAUCAUGCAUUGAGUGUUGUGAACUUUGAUCAUGGAUCUCCUUCGAGAGGAUUUUAUAGACGGAGUAGUAUAGGUCCCAGGUAAGAAUGUGACAUGCAAAUGAGGUGGGUGUGUCCACGUUGCAGGUGGGUUUAUGACAUGUGAUGGAAGUGUGACUGCACGGAUGUCAUGAAUCAACACGCUGCUCAAAGAUUCUGCCACAAUGAAGCCUUUGUCUGAGCGGACGGGAUAAGACGGCCAGUUUUGGACUGAUGUUGCUGAGGUCCUUCUUCCUCCUCUUGGCCUUCUCGCAGCCAGCGAGUGCUGGAAAGGGAGACCCAAAACACAACAAUACGGUAAUCAUCGGCAUGAGGUUGGAGGGCAGUUCCAAGCCAGGAGCUGAAAGCUCAACUGAAGGCAUCAUCCAAGUCUUUGAAGAUAGUGUCAUCCAGCUUCGAAUCUUUGGCCAUGGCAUCCAUGAAUCCACUUGGGAGAUUGUCUAUUUUGCCGUGUUGGCGACAACCGAGCCCAAUUUCCACGUUAGCAAUGAUAGCGUCUGCCUUGAGAAGAGCAGCGACUUGGUGGUGCAACCAUACAGUCGGGACGUCCAGGAAACGUCUGCCAUUCUGUCCAUUGCAGUCCGGACUCUGCGCAGGGACGUCCACUCCAAGAACUACGUCUUGUGCCUCGAUACGGGUUCUGGGCAGCCACAGCAGCUGGUCGACAGGCACAAUCUCUUCAUCCAAGUGUUGGAGGACAUCAAACUGGAGCUCCCGCUCUGGCUCAUCAUCAUCUUAAUGAUCGUACUCUUGUCGCUCUCGGGCAUCUUCAGCGGGCUCAACCUGGGCCUGAUGGCUCUGGAUCCCAUGGAGCUGCGCAUCGUGCAGAAAUGCGGCAAGCCCAACGAGAAAAUAUACGCUGCCCGUAUUGAGCCGCUCCGUCGGAAGGGCAAUUACCUGCUGUGCUCUCUGCUGCUCGGUAAUGUUUUGGUCAACACGUCUCUGACGAUCAUUUCCGACAUUCUCGUCGGCACAAACAUUGUGGCCAUUUCGAUCGCAACGGCGGCCAUCGUCGUCUUUGGAGAGAUCAUCCCACAAGCCCUCUGCUCCCGCCAUGGCCUGGCCAUAGGGGCCAACACGGUGGUCCUCACCAAGCUUUUCAUGUUGUUGACCUUCCCAGUCUCUUAUCCCCUCAGUAAAGUCCUGGACUGGGUGCUUGGCAAAGAAAUAGGCACCAUAUACACCCGAGAGAAACUGAUGGAGAUGCUGAAACUGACGCAGCCCUACAACGACCUCUUGAAGGAGGAGCUGAAUAUCAUCCAAGGAGCCCUUGAGCUGAGGACUAAGACCGUGGAAGGUGUCAUGACGCCCUUGGAAGAAUGCUUCUUGAUCAGCAGCGCGGCCGUCUUGGACUUCAACACCAUGACGGAGAUCAUGGAGAGCGGCUACACCCGCAUCCCUGUCUACGAGAGAGAUUAUACCAAUAUUGUGGAUAUGCUCUACGUCAAGGAUCUGGCCUUUGUGGACCCGGACGACAAUACCCCCCUCAAGACCAUCACUAAGUUUUACAACCACCCAGUCCACUUUGUCGCCCACAAUACCAAACUGGAUGCUAUGCUUGAAGAGUUCAAGAAAGGUAAAUCCCACCUGGCCAUUGUCCACAAGGCGACCAAUAUCGAAGGCGAGCACGAAGUGAUAGGUGUGGUGACGCUGGAGGAUAUCAUCGAGGAGAUCAUCAAGUCCGAAAUCCUGGAUGAAUCUGACAUCUCCGCCGAGAACCCCAGCAAAAGAAGACCCAACAGUGCACGGCGGUGGGACUUCUCCGCCUUCAGGGCCGUCGGCAAUGAAGCCAAGAUCUCCCCGCAGCUCCUCCUGGCCGCCCACCGCUUCCUCUCCACAGAGGUGCAAUGGUUCCACCCGAACAUCAUGACUGAGAAGUGCCUGCUGUGCCUCCUGAAACACCGAGACGUCAUCUGUGAGCUGAAGUUUGACGAAGAGAACAAGGAAGCCCCCCACCACUACCUCUACCAAAGGAAUAAGAUCGCCGACUACUUCAUCCUCAUCUUGCAGGGGAAAGUGGAAGUCGAGGCUUGCAAGGAAAACAUGAGGUUCGAAAACGGACCCUUCUCCUAUUACGGGGUCAUGGCCUUGGGUCCCUUGCCUCCAAAAGAUACUAGUUCUGGAGUCCGCACGUGCAAUAUAAACCGUUCCAGCUUUGAGCACAUGGCGCAUGGCUUCAGCAGUUCUGGCAGCAGCAACCAAGUUCUGCCCAGCACCCACUUGCAGUAUAUGGCCGACUUCACAGUCCGCGCCCUCACUGACCUCCUAUAUAUCAAGAUCACACGGACGCAGUAUCAGGACGGUCUGCUGGCCUCUGUGUUGGAGACCAGCAUGGCCGUUCCUGACGGCCAAUCGACGGAAAGUGCUUCGAUUAAAAAGAAAGGUGAACUUGCCCCGCCGGGUUUGUCCCAAAGUGAAGAAAGGUAGCUUGUGUCAGAAUGAAGAUGGCUCUAUUUCUUUUGUAUGGACCACGCGGACCUGAUUCCGAAGAACGUCCCUGCUCCCCGUCCCAGCUGACCCUCUCCAGCAGUCGAAUCCCUUCGAGACAAUCACCGAGCAUCCUUACGAGAAGAAACACAAAUCGGAAACUCAGAAAUUGUGGUCUGCUUUCUGUUCGUUCCCUGCACAUCCCCUGUACCCUUUGUUUUGCUGUUGACCCUUAUAUGUCGUUAUUAUGGAUAUUUUUCUAUAAAUUGUAGCAAUUUGAGGAAGAUGGAAAAACAAUUUUAAUUGAGAAAAGUAAGGUUAAAUCUUCUAUCCCUGCCUACAGUAGACUCUCUCUCCUUUCCAGUAGCUUAUUUAAACCUAUAAACAUAAUAAAAGUGAAAAUAUGUC